This is a messenger RNA of Vavraia culicis subsp. floridensis, 1084 nucleotides long. RefSeq lists its product as uncharacterized. The record is from RefSeq and is a predicted model, not a curated record. Gene Ontology annotation, cellular component: nucleus; DNA replication factor C complex. NCBI's taxonomy places the organism in Eukaryota, Fungi, Microsporidia, Pleistophoridae. Gene Ontology annotation, molecular function: DNA binding; DNA clamp loader activity. The coding region runs from base 1 to 1062 and encodes 353 amino acids. The transcript has a single exon. Gene Ontology annotation, biological process: DNA-templated DNA replication; DNA repair.
AUGCUUUUAGACCAGAAAUAUCAGCCGAAAACGUUGGAAGAUAUUCAAUUCAACGAGAAGCAUGCAAAAAACCUCAAAAACUUUACGCUAUCCACAAUUCCGCAUCUAAUAGUUCAUGGAAGACCAGGUUGUGGUAAACGAACUCUUGUUUACGCGUUUAUCAACCAUUUAUUCGGCGAGCAGCCUAAAACUCACCACAGAAGCAUUGAAGUUACCAGCUCAAGCGAUAAAAAAAUUACGAUAUCUUAUGUCGAGUCUGACGAAUACGUAGAAAUAUGCCCGUCGGAUUACAACUUCAAAGACAAAGACGUGAUACAAAAUGUGAUUAAGAAAAUGGCGGAGACGAAACCAAUAACCAGUCUAAUAUCGAAGAAAAGGCAAGACAAACUCAAGCUUAUUUUGAUAACAAGGGCUGAGAAGUUGACUAAAGAUGCACAGGCUGCUCUGAGACGCACAGUGGAAACGUACGCCGAUAAUUUCAGAAUGAUCCUCAUAUGUAACGAUAUUACAGGUAUAAUCGAUCCCAUAAAGAGCAGGAUGCUAUGUUUAAGGAUAACUGUGGCGCCUUCUGAUCUCCUUUUGAGAACGUUAUCGGAGAUUAAUACGCAGGAAGGUAUUUGUGGUAGUAAAGAAACGCUGAAACAGAUAAUAAAUGAUUGCAACGGAAAUUUCAGACGAGCACUUUUCUUUUUGCAGAGAACGCAGCUUGAUGGUGCGGGCGAAGAGAAAUCAAAACGACUAAAAAAGCAGGAAAGCACAUUUAAAUUAGACUGGGAAAUCACUGUGGCAGAUGUAGUUGAGAUGAUGAUGAAGGAACAAUCGAACACAAUGGUUCUAAAUAUUAGGUUGCAGUUAAAUGAACUGCUGAUCAAAUGUGUACCGCCCCGAUUGAUACUGAAAACCUUGUUUGCGAUUUUGAUAUCUAAGGUAAAACCGAUCGAUCAUCAUAAUUUAUGUAGACUGACAGCAAAAUAUGACGGUAGGAUAACGCUUGGAACAAAAAGCAUAUUUCAUCUCGAAGCGUAUGUGAUAGCUGUGAUGUUGCUCUUUCAAAAGAAAUAAAGCAUCACAAUGCUGUUUAAAA